AAACAGUAAAGUUACUCUUUAACCGAUUGCAACGUCAAUCCUUGCUGUCCACUGUGGGAGGGGUUUCUCAUCUCAGGCAGAGGUCAUUCAUCCAGCCCAACCCUCCUCUGCUCAAAUCAAAGGACUGCAUCACACAGUGGGUCUGGUCGUACAGCAGGGACACACUCUCAGCUGGAGGCUGCUCUAACACACACACACACGCACACACACUCACUCACUCACGGCUGCAGAUAUGAUACAUGUUGCUUUUCUCCUCCUGAUCAUCUUCACAGAUGGGUUGUCCUCUGAGAAAGUGUGCAGUUACCAGGAUAUAGUGGACUACUUGAAUCUUACCACAAAUAACGCCGCGUUUAAACUGACCCGGCCUGUGUUGGACUACACGCACCUCACCAUGGUGGAGCUGGACAUCAUCCUCUAUGCCAUCCUGGCCGUGAUUGAGAAAACACAAACUUUUAUUCCUUUCAUCUGGGCAACAAUGAUGUGGAACAAUGAACGCAUCUCGUGGGACCCGGCUCAGUUUUGUGGAAUCACUCAUAUUUCAGUUCCUAAAGAAAUGCUCUGGAGACCAGACCUCUUCAUCUAUGAGAUGACACAGAAGGAUGACUCGCCUCAGAAUCCGUACAUGCAGGUGUCCCACAGUGGGGUGAUCACUUUGGAAGAGGACAUGAAGGUGGUCAGCAGCUGUGAGAUGGACGUCCACAAGUUCCCCUUUGACAUACAGAGAUGCAACAUCUCCAUUGGAUCUGCAAUACACUGUGUUGAGGAGGUUCGUCUCUUUCCUUUCUCCAACUCGUCACGAGCCACACAGUUUUCCAGAGAGCUGAUGAUGACUCAGGGAGAGUGGGAGUUCCUCCAGCUGUCCGUCACCAGCCGCAAUUUCAGCAUUGACGAUAAACAAUGGGAACAGCUCAUAUACACUUUCACCAUGAAGAGAAGGCCCCUUCUCCAUGUCAUCAACUUCCUGUUGCCCAUCCUGUUCUUCCUAAGUCUGGACCUCGCCUCCUUCUUCAUUGCAGACCAUCGAGGAGAGAAGCUGGGCUUCAAAGUCACCGUACUGCUGGCCAUCUCUGUCCUGCUGCUCAUUCUGAACGACAUCCUGCCCUCCAUGUCCAACAAGACACCACUCAUAGCGACCUACUGCAUUGUGAUUUUUGCUCUGAUGCUGCUCAGCCUGCUGGAGACGAUCUUGGUUACGUAUCUUAUGGAGAAAGACUCUGCAACCCAGGAGGGGCUCAGGCUGAGGGACGACUGGGAGGACAAACAGGAAAAAGUCAAAAAAGAUAACUGUAACACAGAGGAGAAAAGACAGACCUGCUGUUCAUGCAUCAGCAAAGAGUCCAGUGGUGAGAAACCGCACGAACUGCUGCCCAUGGCUGAAGAGGUUAACAACAGCAUUCAGUCACGAGAGUCUCGCGUGUUACUGCUGAUCCUGGAGGAGCUGAGGGAGCUGCAGAAAACUCUGAAUCUGCACCUCGGCUGCAGACAGGAAGGAGGGAAGUCCGGUCUUUGGGCCUCAAGAAUCAACAGAGUUUUCUUCAUUUUCUACAUCACCAUAGUGUCACUGUUUUUACCCCUCAUCUUCAUUGCAUGGAACACUUAGAAAUGUAAAAUAACACCUUGCAAUACUUUGGUUGUUGCUCUAUUUCUACAGGUGAUGUCUACAAGUGUCGUGUUGUGCUUUUAAAAGCAUCUUGUGAAUCUUUUUUUUUUUCCUGUGGUUUAGAUGAGAUCAUUUUUGGACAAUCCUGCAGACGUGUUGUGUCAAGGAAAGCUUUAGUCAGACAUCUUUACUGUCAAAGCCAGUUCAACUGACUACCUUUGAAUGAUUGUAUAAUGUGUAGUGAAUAAUCAUAUGGAUAUAUACCAGGAUAAUAAAUGUUUAAAACAUUAAAUCCUAAUACAAACCACUGAAUGUUUGAAUUUAGAAAAGAGAAAGGACAAACAUUGUCUGCCUUAAAGCUACUGAAAUCUUCGGCAGCAAUUGUUAGUUCAUGAUCAAUUUGUAGGCUAAAAUAAACAAAUAAUAAAUGUAUAAUCACAGUUAUGAUUCACUGGAGAAAAAAAGUCCUCACUGUGGCUUAACCCACAGAUACAUCAAUAGCUGCAUUGAUGUCAUAGCCAAAAAAAGGUGGAUAUAAUUGUAUAAAUGAAGGUGCAGCUGUGUUCAAUGACUCACAAGCUCCCAAAAUCUUGUGUGCAGUGUAAACAUAGACAAAUCUAAUCUGAUGUAAUCCAAUCUGGACCAUCGAUUGUAAAAGAUAAGAGGAAACUUUCCUGCCCCCUAGUUCAAUUCUUCACUGACCUCACUGAUGUCAUGAUUUACACUGUAAUAUUUCACAUUAUCUCUCCACUCAGACAAACAGAUCUUUCCCUCCUGUCCUGUUUCAGCCCACUCUCAGGUCACAGCUCAUCUGUCACUCAGACUUUAAACCAAUCACGUCCGUCCUCACUGGCAUGAUAGUCUCUAUGUUAUAAACACAUCAUCAGAAAAGAGGGUCUGGUCUAUCACUGGAUGCUCGUCACGCAGGCUGCGUAUAAAAAGUACCCUCAGGACUUUUACAUGUUUUAUUCUUUCACCACAUCAAAUCACAGUGGAUGUUAUUUUUGUUUAACCCUGUUAGCAGGCAGUGAUGGUCCGUCUGUCCAGGCUGAAAUAUCUCAGCAGCUAUUGAAUGGAUUGACAUUCAUUUUCUUAAGAGGAUGAAUCCUAGUAACUCAGAUGAAGUGUAGAUCAAAGGAUGAGCUGUAAUAACUUAAGAGGUCCCUUUUCUUUUCUUCUAGGGCCAUCAUCAAGUCAAACUUUUAAUUUUUCCAGUGUUUUGGUUUACGACCAAACACAUGCGGAGGUAAAGACGUUCUCAUCAGCUGGACUUUGUUUCACUAAUUAGCACAUCCUGCCUGUCCGUCUCUUCCUCCAACCACAUUCCCACUUCCCGUUCAUUGCCAUUCCCUUCCUGUCCAACAGAUGCCCAGUGACUUUUCCCCUCUGCCCCAGUAACCUGACCUUCCCCACUCACCUAUUAUCACUUUCCUCAUCAGCCCUGCAGAUAUUCAGCCAGUCCUUUCCCACUCUCUCCUUCCCAGAUCAUCAGAAUUGUUGUGGUGUCUUUGUGCGCAUGCCUUUGAUCACUGCAUCCUGUGAUGCAGAAACUGUUACCUAAUAAUCCAGACCUACUUCUCGAC
Epinephelus fuscoguttatus (brown-marbled grouper) is the source of this 3183-nucleotide messenger RNA. RefSeq names its product 5-hydroxytryptamine receptor 3A-like. Gene Ontology annotation, cellular component: membrane; neuron projection; synapse. Gene Ontology annotation, biological process: signal transduction; regulation of membrane potential; chemical synaptic transmission. Gene Ontology annotation, molecular function: extracellular ligand-gated monoatomic ion channel activity; neurotransmitter receptor activity; transmembrane signaling receptor activity. Bases 233 to 1600 code for a protein of 455 amino acids. The record is from RefSeq and is a predicted model, not a curated record. The transcript has 10 exons. NCBI's taxonomy places the organism in Eukaryota, Metazoa, Chordata, Actinopteri, Perciformes, Serranidae.